Molecule: messenger RNA, 3080 nt
Organism: Solanum verrucosum
Lineage: Eukaryota; Viridiplantae; Streptophyta; Magnoliopsida; Solanales; Solanaceae
Product: kinesin-like protein KIN-8B
Exons: 16
Coding region: 264-2720 (818 amino acids)
Biological process (GO): microtubule-based movement
Molecular function (GO): microtubule motor activity; ATP binding; microtubule binding
Source: RefSeq, a predicted model, not a curated record
UCCCUUUGAUGAAAUCUAGUUGUUUGUGUCUAUUAAUUGUUUGAACGAACUGCGGUUACCGAUUUGGCUGGAAACUGUAUUUGAUUUGAUUAUCGAAGCAUUUUUACUUGGCGAAGCGCCAGUAAUUUCUGUGAACUACAAGUAGAAGUUCGUCGUCAGAAUUCAAAUUAGAAAAUAGGUCUGAAAAUUGAAAAAAAAAUUCCUCUUCUGGUUGCUAAAUACUCAAACCUUUAGUGAAGUUUUGAGGCAAAUGUUCGUCAAAUAUGCCAAGCAUUAGAGCUCCAGCUGCAAGGAAAGCCACUACCCUUUCGGUAGCAGUGAAAUGUAGGCCAUUGACGGAUAGAGAAGGUGGCCGCGAUAUAGUUAGAGUAAACAAUGAUAAGGAGGUUGUUAUUCUGGAUCCUGACCUGUCAAAGGAUUACUUAGAUCGCAUACAGAAUCGUAGCAAAGAACGAAGAUAUGCUUUUGAUUAUGCAUUUGGACCUAAAUCUACAAAUUUGGGCGUCUAUGAGAGAAGUAUUCAGUCUACAAUUGCUGGGGUUAGUCAAGGCCUGAAUGCAACUGUCUUUGCUUAUGGCUCAACAGGCAGUGGAAAAACAUAUACAAUGGUUGGAACUAAAGAUGACCCUGGACUUAUGGUUCUGAGUCUUAACACUAUAUUCAAUCGUAUCAAGAAUGACAAAAGCUCUGACGUGUUUCAAGUUACUUGCUCCUACCUUGAAGUCUAUAAUGAGGUAAUCUAUGACUUACUUGAGAAGUCAUCGGGUCACUUGGAGCUCAGAGAGGAUCCAGAGCAAGGAAUAGUGGUUCCUGGCCUUAGAUGUAUCAAGGUUAAUUCAGCUGAUAAAAUCCUUGAGCUUUUAAAUUUGGGGAACAGCAGGCGAAAAACAGAAAGCACAGAGGUCAAUGAAACUUCAUCACGUUCUCAUGCAGUGUUGGAGAUUUCUGUGACUAGGAAACAGAGAGACAAAUACUCUAAUCAGGUUAUAAGAGGAAAGCUGGCACUUGUGGAUCUUGCUGGAAGUGAACGAGCUUGUGAAACAAAUAGUGGAGGUCAAAAGUUGAGAGAUGGUGCAAACAUUAAUCGAUCUCUUCUUGCUUUGGCAAACUGCAUAAAUGCUUUGGGGAAACAACAGAAGAAGGGGCUAGCUUAUGUUCCUUACCGCAACAGUAAAUUGACACGAAUUCUGAAAGAUGGUCUGAGUGGUAAUUCUCAAACAAUAAUGAUUGCCACCAUAUCACCAGCUGUCAGCCAGUAUCACCAUACUGUGAAUACCUUAAAGUAUGCUGACAGAGCGAAGGAAAUUAAGACACACAUUCAGAAAAACAUUGGAACAAUCAAUACUCACGUUUCAGAUUACCAACGGAUGAUCGAUAGCCUUCAAAUUGAGGUUAGCCAGUUGAGGAAGGAAUUAGCUGACAAAGAAACACAACUAAUUGCCAAGCCUACUGAAAAAGCGUCAGAUGACGAGCUUUCUUGGCUGGACACGUUGAGCCAUGAAACCAGUGAAAAUGUCCAGGAGAGGAUAAAUUUACAGAAGGCCUUGUUUGAGAUAGAGGAGAUGAACAUUAGCAACCAUAAUGAACUCCAAAAUCUUGAUGAUGCAAUUGCAAAACAACAGGCUGUUGAAAAGGAUGGGGCAGUCGUGCGAGCUCUUAGAGCAAGACGUCAAGUCGUUCUUGAUAAUAUUCGCGACAAUGAUGAGCUCAGUAACAAUUAUCUGAAGGAAAUUGAAGUAAAUGAGAAGCGGAGGUGUGAACUCCAAGCUAUGAUUGAUGAAGCUAUUAGCAAUAAUGGAAACAAGACUUACUUGAGAGUUCUGAGUCAAUACAGGCUUCUGGGAAUUGCUAAUACUGAGCUUCAGCUUGAAAUAGCGAUGAGAGAUCAAAUAAUUCACAAUCAAAGGGAAACACAAAAGAAUCUGUGGAGUUUACUCCUUAGUUUAGGCCUUGAUGAAAAGCAGAUAACGGAUCUUGCCCUUAAACAGGGAAUAACUAUUGAAGACUGGACAAUGACUGCCCAAAUUCAAUUAUCUGAUAGAAGACAGUCGCCAAACACAGGAAGUGGAACAUAUACUACCUUAUCUUCCUCUCCACCAACUUUUCAACUUGGUGCUAACAUGCCACUUGAACAAUACUUCUGUUCUACGCCAAUUUCAUUGAGAAAUCGGAGACCACCACUUAUCCAUUGCAGAGAUGAAGACCACAGUUCUUAUUAUUUGCAUGACUACUCCCCAUCAGAAAAUAUGACACUGAAUGAAGGCGAAAGUUGUUUCAAAGAUGGGACUUCACUUCAUGAAGUUCCUAAUAGGCAUCCUCUUGAAUUUUGCAGUUCGUAUGCACCGACAAGAAACCAAUUUUCUUCAUGCAGUGAAAGUGGCAUGACAGUGACCCCCUCCCAUGUGGAUUUCAGGCAGCAGCAGAUGGAUGUCCAGUCAAGCUCUAUCAGGCAGCAAAUACGGCCAAGCUGCCAUGCAGAUAUAAGCAACACCGAUUACUUUCACCAUGGAAUUACGAUGGUUCAUAGGGUAUCAAGGCAUGGUCGGUUUCACAGUAGCCCCUUAACCCAGAACUUUGCCUCACUCAACUCUAAUCAUGUGCGUCCAAAACUUGGGCUAUUUAACCUGCAAGAUAUGCAGGUGCCUCCUUCCCGUGAUACAACCAAGAAAGUUUCAUUAAGUUCCAAUAGCCGUGAAGCUCAGCCACCAAGAUUUGCUUAAACAAUCUAUUCUUUCAUUUGAUUCCUUUUUUCAAUUUGCCCCUCCAAUUGUACAUAAUAUAGUAUUAGAGGUUUUAUUGUCAUUUAGUGGAUCCAGUAGUUGGCAUAGAUUAUUCAAUUAAUUCGAGUCUUAUAACAAGGUAAAGACUAAAGAAUGUAGUUGUGCUGCUGCUGCUGCCUGCAGUGGAGUGCACUGCAUACUUCAGUAGUGUGAGCUUUUGGAAGUUGCCGGCAGUUGAUGAAGCAGUUAAACGUGAGUCAUAGAGUCCAAAUUUUCUGUAAGCUCUUGGAGAACUCACAAUGACUUGCUAAAUCGUUGCUGGUUUUGAGUUCUGCUACUCAUAUCUAUGUAUUAUCACAA